AUGGAAGAAAAAACACAGACUAGAACUGUAUCCGAUGGAAAUGGGAUAGGAAGUCAUGAUGAACCAUGGCAUGCACCUAACUCUUGUGUUAAAACCAAAAGCAUUGGAAAUGGGGACAUAAAAAAUGACAAAAAUAUAGAAACUUCUGUUUCACAUGUUAAACAUGGCACAGAGCUUGAAAAUGGUCAAAGAGAUAACUUGAAUUUAAUUGUUAAUGAAAGGGAUCAUGGGGCAUUUGAAAUAGAAGAUAAACAUAAUGAUGAAUUACAGUCUUCAGGUUUUCGUGAAGCUUGCAAUGAAGAAAGGUGCAAUCUUUCAGCUGCUGAUUCUUGUAUUACCGAAAAUGUCCAAAGAAGAGAUUCUCUGGUUUUAGGCAGUGAUAACCAUGACUCAGAAGAGACUGACUCAAGAAGUGUGAAAGUGAAGAGGGAUGCAACUAAGAGAGUCCUCAUUUAUAAAGCUCUGCCUGUCUUGACCAUUGAUCUGAAGAGAUUUAGCCAAGAUGCCCGUGGUCGCUUAAGUAAAUUAAAUGGCCAUGUCAAUUUCAAAGAAGUAAUGGAUAUUAGACCAUAUAUUGAUCCCAGGUUCAUUAAUGAAGGCACAUAUGAAUACCAUUUAGUUGGUGUAGUGGAGCACUUGGAAACUAUGAGAGGGGGUCACUAUGUUGCCUAUGUGAGAGGGAGCCAGAGGAACAGAGGGAAGGGUGAUCGAGUGAAUGAGGGUUCCACAUGGUAUCAGGCAAGUGAUGCAUAUGUACGUGAAGAUUCCCUUGAUGAAGUUCUUCGCUGUGAGAUUGAGAUUUUCCUUAUUUGGUUUGGGGGAAGCACCAAAUACAGGUUUGGAAAACGGUGGGUUACGUGUGAGCAUCGACACUAG
This is a messenger RNA of Abrus precatorius (Indian licorice), 876 nucleotides long. Its product is annotated as ubiquitin carboxyl-terminal hydrolase 2-like. Lineage: Eukaryota; Viridiplantae; Streptophyta; Magnoliopsida; Fabales; Fabaceae. Bases 1 to 876 code for a protein of 291 amino acids. Gene Ontology annotation, cellular component: nucleus; cytosol. The record is from RefSeq and is a predicted model, not a curated record. Gene Ontology annotation, biological process: protein deubiquitination. Gene Ontology annotation, molecular function: cysteine-type endopeptidase activity; cysteine-type deubiquitinase activity. The transcript has 3 exons.